AGCUAUGGUGGCACUUAUCAAACACCCUGAUUCUCUAAACAUGUGCCACAAUCAAGAGGGAACUCGAUUCUUGACCUUUUGGAAAGCCAUAUGAUCUAGAUAGCUUGUUCUGUUUAUUUGAAGGUUGGUUUGUUGCUUCAGUGUCUGAGGUCUUCAUUCUUUGGACCAUCAGAAGAGGACAUACUUCUGAAGACAGAAGAGUAAUAGUUCUUCAAACAACCUAGUGAAAACAAUGAAGUAUCUUACUUAUCAGAUUUUUGUUGUUGAUGAUAUAUUGUGUUAGAUUAGUUCUUUGGCAUCUUAGUUGUCCACUCCCUUUGCAUUGUAUUUAAUAUGCUGAAGCUGGAUUAAGAUUGUGAAGGUUGGCUUCAUCUUCUUUGGUGGCUUUCUAGUCAACAGUUGAAGAGGGGAAAGUUGAAAUGUCCCUAGUUGGUGGAUGUUCAUAAUGUAAAUUAGUUGAAUUGAUGCUGGAAAAGGUAGCUGAAUGAAGAUCAGUGUGUUGCAUAAUAACCAAAAUUAAAUGUUUGUGGGAAAUCUAACGCGAAGAGCUCCUCAAAAAAAGGUAUCUUGCAGCUGUGAGAUUUUCUCAGUAUGAUCAAUCACCUAUGGCUUAGAUAUACUUCUUCCAUACAUUUACUCGGAACUCAUGGUUGAAGUAAGUGAAGAAAAGUAUAUGGCUUUAAAUCAGAUCAAUUGGCAUUGUCAAGAAUUUACCUGAGAUGUUAGAAUGCCUUCAUAUUUGUUGUUUUAUGUUUGCUGUUAAUGGUACCGACUUCAUUGGGUGCAUUUGAUUCGAGUCAACCUAAUGGGGAUUGGGGUCAGAUGAUUGAAAUCUGCAGGACUGCAGAUUCUGCUGCCCAAGUUAUGCUGGACAGAGACACGGGCCGACCUCGUGGAUUUGGGUUUUUAACAUUUGCAGACCGCCGAGCAAUGGAGGAUGCAAUAAGAGAAAUGGAUGGUGCGGAGGUUGGUGAUAGGGUGAUAUCAGUGAACAAGGCCCAACCAAAGAUGGGAAGUGAGGAUCCUGACCAUGGGUAUGGUGGAGGUUACGUAUCAGGUGGCAGGGCGAGCUAUGGUGGGGGUAAUAGGUCAGUUGGGCAAGACACUUGCUUCAGCUGUGGUCGCCCUGGCCAUUGGGCUAGAGACUGUCCAUUGGAAGGAGGUGGCCGGGGUGCUCGACCACUAACACCCCCGACUCGUUCUAGGUAUGGUGGCGCACGUGGGGAUAGGUUUGGAAGUGACCGUGAUAGGUACAUCGAUGACCGAUAUGAUAGAGGGAACCAUGCUGAUAGGGAGAGCUAUGACAGCAGAUAUGAGAGUCGUGAUCGAUACACUAGUGACAGGUACCCUCCUGGUGGUGAUCACUUGGGCAACAGGUAUGGGGGUUCUGACCGCUACCCCCAGAAUGACUAUGGCAAAGAAAGAGGGUUUGACAGAGAUGUGGGUGACAGAUAUGAAGCUGGAGGGCCAGCACGAUAUGAGGGAAGAAACUACAGAGAUAGAGCAGGACCUUAUGAUCGCCCUCGAAGGGGAGGCAGGCAGCCUUCCUUUGACCGUUACUGAGAUGAAUAAGCACAUCCAUGUUGAAUUUUAGUUGAUCUCUGUAGUAGUAUAGUGGUACGGAGCACACUAGGAUAAAUGUAUGUCGCUCUGUUUGGAAGCAGUUAGUAGUGACUAGUGAAUAGUGACUAUGCAUGAGUAUUGACAAGUAGAGUAAAUCAGUAGAGCUAUGUUUUUUCAGUGAAUAUUGUAUGCUUGAUAAAAGAUGGAGCUUCCUCUAUUGGAAUGCAUUAUGGUGUUUCCACUUAUAAUA
Messenger RNA from Solanum stenotomum, 1813 nucleotides. Its product is annotated as glycine-rich RNA-binding protein RZ1C-like. Lineage: Eukaryota; Viridiplantae; Streptophyta; Magnoliopsida; Solanales; Solanaceae. Gene Ontology annotation, molecular function: RNA binding; zinc ion binding. The transcript has 3 exons. The coding region runs from base 763 to 1563 and encodes 266 amino acids. The record is from RefSeq and is a predicted model, not a curated record.